AUGAGAAAGGGUCCGGUGUUUCGCUCGCUGAAUCAGUGGCUGGCUGCCGUACUCAACAACUAUAAAGUGUUUUUCAGCGUGUGUAAUGAAGUGUGGCGCGUGUGUUACCGGUCUUUACCUUUCCUGGCGAUCGUAUGCCAAGGUCAGCAGAACGACAGCGUCAAUGGACGUAAUACGUUGAGAAACGGGAACGACUCUCCGAAAGAAGGUGUCACAACGGCUAAGCAGUCAGCAGCAGUUACCCCGACAAUUUCUCCUGAGAGGUGA
Molecule: messenger RNA, 267 nt
Organism: Soboliphyme baturini
Lineage: Eukaryota; Metazoa; Nematoda; Enoplea; Dioctophymatida; Soboliphymatidae
Source: the annotation of a GenBank genome assembly